AUGCCCGAAGAUACCAUUGCCAUCAUUCCCAACAUGGGGUAUCAGCCUGCGCGUCAAUAUUCCGCCAAAGCCUGUCGUUGGCUAACCUGGAUGAGUCACCAGAGCGGAUCUCACAUACGACAUGCUAGAAACGGAGGAGAAGUCAAGAUCGGAAGUUAUACUGUAGACGGAUACCAGGAAGCUACUCGCACCAUCUACGAAUUUUACGGAUGCUAUUGGCACGGAUGCCCUACCUGCUAUCCGAAUUUACAGACCGAACCUCAUCCUCACCGGACACAAUUUACUUACCAGAAAUUACACGAGGAAACUUUAAGGAGGAAUACGGUCUUAGAGGAAAUGGGGUAUUCCGUACAUAGUAUCUGGGAACACGAUUUCGAUCAACAAGUACAAAGAGAGGUGACAUUACAGAAUUAUGUACGAGACCUGGACAUUCCAGAUCCUUUGAACCCCCGAGAAGCUCUGUACGGAGGCCGAGCGAAUUCUACACGCUUGUAUUGUGAGGAGGGGGACAUGAGAUACGUGGACGUCUGUUCCUUAUACCCUUACGUAUUAAAACACAGACUUUUUCCCCUAGGCCAUCCUGAGAUCAUAACAGACCAAUUCCAGGACUUGAGAACUUAUUUCGGUCUCAUUCACUGUCGGGUCUUACCACCCCGAGGCCUUUAUCAUCCCGUUUUACCUUAUCGCACGGGAGGUAAGUUAUUAUUUCCAUUAUGUCGAACUUGUGCGGAACGACAGGGCUCUACUUCUAAACAUCGAUGUCAACACACAGACCAGGAACGCAGUCUUACAGGUACUUGGGUGACUACAGAAUUACAUAAAGCCCUAGACAUGGGAUAUACUUUAGAGCGGAUUUACGAGGUUUGGCAUUUUCCAGAAAGCAGUAAAGAUUUAUUCAGAUCUUACAUCGAUACCUUCUUAAAGAUCAAACAGGAAGCUUCUGGAUUCCCACCUAAUUGUCAGACGGAGGAACAGAAACUAGAUUACAUUCGUAAAGUAAUAGAAAGAGAAGGUAUUAGAAUGGACCUGUUAAGUAUAGAAAAAAAUCCGGUGCGAAGAACGAUAGCCAAACUCUUUUUAAAUUGCUUGUGGGGAAAAUUCGCUCAACGCCUGCUAUUACCUAAAACCCGAUACUUAACCGAAAAAGAGGAAUUACAGCAACUCUUACAAGAUUCGACCAUUGACAUCAAAGGGAUAGAACUCUUAGAAAAUAAAGAGCAGCUAGAAUCGGACAUGAUGCUGGUGAAUUAUCAAGAGAAACAGGAAUUUGUAGAAGAGUGUCCCUUCGGAAACGUGGUACUGGCCUGUUUCACUACCGCUCAUGCCCGAUUACACCUCUCAAGACUUUACAACCUUUAG
Molecule: messenger RNA, 1359 nt
Organism: Saccostrea echinata
Lineage: Eukaryota; Metazoa; Mollusca; Bivalvia; Ostreida; Ostreidae
Exons: 1
Coding region: 1-1359 (452 amino acids)
Biological process (GO): DNA replication
Molecular function (GO): DNA-directed DNA polymerase activity; DNA binding; nucleotide binding
Source: RefSeq, a predicted model, not a curated record